GUGUCAGUGAACUGUCAGUGAACUGUCAGUGGAGCAGGAGAAGAAAUCUUUGGUGGUUUAUAUGCUGCUGUUGCGUUCAGGUGUCUCUGCAAAUGCUGCAGUUUUGUUAGUAAAUCAAUAGACAGAAGCUGUCAGACAGCUCUGUGAUGAUUGGACUUUGUGUGUCAAACUUGUUGACGCAUUACUUAUUUGUCAGUGAGAGGAAUUAUGACCUUUAACUCGUACUCGGUUGUGUAAUGAUUCUGGUCAGAGAAUCAGGUCAGUCAGAGAGAUUUGUCUCCACAGGAGUCUGUCCCAGUGGCAGAUGAGACUCCCUCUUUGCACCUUCAGGACUUUACUCUUUCGAAGGCAAACGGCAAACCAGCAGAGGCGAGGCUUGAGUGGAGCAGCCAUGCGUUUGGUGCAGUUCCGUCGCCAAGGUGACGAAGGAGUCAUCAGAGUGGGAGUGGAGCAGGGUGAAGGGUCUGGAGUGGUGGAUCUGAAGGCGUUUGACCCCUCCAUGCCCUCGACUGUGAGAGAGCUGCUGGAGCUGGGAGACAAGGGUCUGGAGUGUGCACAGAGGGCUUUGGCGUCUGGUCAGUGUGUGGUGGAGCGUUCAAACAUCCACCUGCUGUCUCCUGUGUUAGCUCCAGAGAAGGUGGUGUGUGUGGGCAUGAAUUACCGUGACCACUGUCUGGAACAAAACGCUCCCAUCCCCACAGAGCCGAUCAUCUUCAGCAAGUUCCCCAACGCCAUCACUGGCCCGUACGAUGACAUCACACUACCUUCAGAGAGCCAGGAGGUGGACUGGGAGGUGGAGCUGGCCUUUGUGAUUGGACGAAGAGGAAAACACAUUCAGGAGGAAGAAGCUCUCUCAUAUGUGGCUGGAUUUACUGUGGCUAAUGACGUCAGUGCACGUGACUGGCAGAUGAAGCGAAAUGGGAAGCAGUGGCUUCUUGGAAAAACGUUUGACAGCUUCUGUCCUCUUGGUCCUGCCUUAGUUACCACCGACGCAGUAAAAGAUCCUCACAACCUGAACGUCCGCUGCCUGGUUAAUGGAGAGACAGUCCAGAGCAGCAACACGGACCAGAUGAUCUUUAAGACAGCAGCACUGGUUGCCUGGGUCUCAAAGUUUGUGACUUUGACUCCAGGAGAUGUGUUUCUGACGGGCACUCCUCCCGGCGUGGGAGUGUUCAGAAAACCACCCGUCUUCCUCAAGAAAGGAGACGUUGUGGAGUGCCAGAUAGACCAGAUAGGCUCUAUAAUCAACAAAGUCGUCUAAACUCUGAGACAAACGGCUCAAAAACACUUUUUGCUUUACACAAUAAAAUACGAGGUCCACUUUU
Solea solea (common sole) is the source of this 1325-nucleotide messenger RNA. RefSeq names its product fumarylacetoacetate hydrolase domain containing 2A (gene fahd2a). Gene Ontology annotation, molecular function: hydro-lyase activity. The coding region runs from base 305 to 1261 and encodes 318 amino acids. The record is from RefSeq and is a predicted model, not a curated record. The transcript has 8 exons. NCBI's taxonomy places the organism in Eukaryota, Metazoa, Chordata, Actinopteri, Pleuronectiformes, Soleidae.